AAAGCGACCCGUUAUCCGGCACUAAAAGUGAAAAGCCCGCCACGCUACCCAUCAACUCCACCGUCUCUCUCCUUUCAAUUUCUCUCCAAAAAUCUUCAAGGUACGUAAAACCCCAUCUCUAAUUUUUGGUUUAUAAUAUUCCCAGCAGCUUUCGCGAUAGAAAGUUUCAUGCUUUUUCUUGACUGAAAUGGGAAAAUGAUCGGAAAUUGUUAGUUUUUUUUUUUUUUUUUUUUUGGAAAUUUAUAUGAAAUUAAAUGCUUUUUUCAUCAUUGGGUUGUUGUUGAAUUUCUAAAAAGACUUAAUCUUUCACCCAUUUGAUUGUAUUCUGGUUUUGUUGGUUCAUUUCUACUUUUGAUUGGAGUGUUCAGGUCUAGAAAGAGAGAGGGAGGGAGGAGAGAGAAAGGGGUUGCAAUGGCAACAAAGUCAGAGAAGUUUUCUGUGGAUUUUGUGAUGGGGGGAAUGGCAGCCUUGGUGUCAAAAAGUGCAGCAGCACCCAUUGAGAGAGUGAAGCUUCUGCUGCAGAAUCAGGGAGAGAUGAUAAAAAGAGGGCAGAUUAAGAGACCUUAUAAGGGUGUUGGUGAUUGCUUUACUAGGGUGUUUAGAGAGGAAGGCGUGUUGUCGUUUUGGCGAGGCAACCAGGCCAAUGUUAUUCGAUAUUUUCCUACUCAGGCUUUCAACUUUGCAUUUAGAGGUUACUUCAAAAGCAUCUUUGGCUGCUCAAAAGAGAAAGAUGGAUACAUAAAGUGGUUUGCUGGAAAUGUGGCUUCAGGAAGUGCUGCUGGAGCAACUACUUCAUUAUUUCUAUAUCAUCUGGACUAUGCACGUACACGGCUAGGCACCGAUGGGAGAGGGUCUGCAGUUAGUGGUCAACGCCAGUUCAGUGGGAUUCUAGAUGUUUACACUAAAACCUUAUCAAGCGAUGGAAUAGUUGGUCUCUAUCGAGGAUUUGGGGCUUCGAUCAUUGGAAUUACGAUGUAUCGAGGAAUGUACUUCGGGAUUUAUGACACCAUGAAGCCUAUUGUUUUGGUUGGUCCUUUCGAGGGGAAUUUUUUAGCUAGUUUUUUGCUUGGCUGGAGUGUUACAACAGUCUCUGGGGUCUGCGCCUAUCCAUUUGAUACCGUUCGGCGGAGAAUGAUGCUAACAUCAGGACAACCGUCAAAGUAUCGUAACGCCUUGCAUGCAUUUCGGGAGAUUGUUUACCUUGAGGGUUUCACAGCACUGUUUCGAGGAGUUACUGCAAAUAUGCUUCUAGGGGUCGCUGGAGCUGGGGUACUUGCAGGAUAUGAUCAGCUGCAGCGAAUUGCAUAUAAACGUGGUUAUUCUUUUGAGCCGCAGCAAAGAGUUUUGAAGUGAAGGUCUGGACACGACACAUAGACAGGGUUAUUCUUUUGAGCCACAUGAAAGAGUUUUCAGGUGAAAGUCUGGACAUAGGACAUAGACAUGGUUAUUCUUUUGAGCCACGACCGGGAGUUUUCAAGUGAACUUUCAGACAUGAGAUCUGUAUAUACCUCGUCAAUGGAUUCAUGCUUACAGAGAUCGAUUCAGAAUUCAAGUAGAAAGAGGCAAAGAGGAAAAUGACAGGAUAAGGUAAGAACGUUUGUUGAUCAAUUGCCACUGCUGUUUCCUGGAAUGCCUAAGGAAAAUCAUAGUCCUCCCUCUAUACAGUUGAAUAAAUUAUAUUCGAUUAUUUGUAUCGGAUUGCAAUUUAACGUAUAGGUACCACAUUUACACAGGAAAAUCAUUCUUCUUCAGUUUCAUUAGCUUUUCUAUUUCAGAGCUCAGAACUCGUUUUUCGCUGCUGAGACAUCAUACCUUGUGAAGAUGGGGAAUACAGAGAAGAUAUCAAACUGUCAAAGGAUUUUUCAUUUCUUUCAUUCAAAGGCCACAAUCAAUCCCAAUUUGUAUGCAAAUUGUAUGGGGAAUACGAUUUCGCCCGCCUUAGUAUUUGAAGUAACUUGAUUGAGAAGAAAAACUCUUUAUCUUAAAAAUUGCACUGAGUUUUGGGUUUGAUUUUUGGCUUGAGCAUGUGUAAUAGGAAGGAGAUUGAACUUGGAAGCUGCUAUGCAGUUUGUGUCAACCACCAAGAGUUGACUCGACAACGACAAUGCAAACUCAACAAGAUUCCUUAAACUUCUUGUAUAAUCUCCAAUCAAGGCUUACU
Pyrus x bretschneideri (Chinese white pear) is the source of this 2161-nucleotide messenger RNA. RefSeq names its product ADP,ATP carrier protein ER-ANT1. Gene Ontology annotation, molecular function: ATP:ADP antiporter activity. The record is from RefSeq and is a predicted model, not a curated record. NCBI's taxonomy places the organism in Eukaryota, Viridiplantae, Streptophyta, Magnoliopsida, Rosales, Rosaceae. The transcript is spliced from 3 exons. Gene Ontology annotation, cellular component: mitochondrial inner membrane. Bases 412 to 1353 code for a protein of 313 amino acids. Gene Ontology annotation, biological process: mitochondrial ATP transmembrane transport; mitochondrial ADP transmembrane transport.